CACCUUGGGGGCUUGGUGCUGUUUAAGUGCUGUGCGCUUCCACUAUCGUAUUGACACUCAUGCAGGCCGUUGGGCUGCUGUAACGCCUAUUGACAUCUGCAGCGAUGCGAGUGAUGCGUGAUUCAGCAGCAGGGCCUGCAUGACUGACUCACUGGAAGCCAGAAAUAGGAAAAUAGAAGAAGAACAGCUCGAAAUGGUACCCAUCUCACUACAAGUGCCAACUCCUGGUGAAGACGAAGAAACAGCAUCACUUACCAAACCUUUAGGUCCUCAUUCCAGCAGUUACGAUGCAUUCCUACCGGCUUCUGCGAAACCUCAGGACGGUAUGUCGUGGCGAAGCUACUCAGCAAUCGGAUUGACAGUAUGCGCACUGCUGCUGCUGGCUGGCAUCCUGACAGCGCUUGGUUUGGAGGGCCGAUACAGCGAGCAGUAUCAGCUUAAGUUCCUGGUGGUGGGUGAUUGGGGCCGCAACGGGCGCUACAACCAGUCCGAAGUAGCCAGGGCAAUGGGACGGGUGGGCCACAACUUGGACUUCGUAAUCUCAGUUGGAGACAAUUUCUAUGAGACGGGGCUGACAUCGGUUGAGGACUCCCAGUUUGACACGUCAUUCACUCAGAUCUACACUGCUGAGAGUGUCCAGGUGCCCUGGCAUGUAGUGCUUGGAAACCACGACAUGGGCGAAUACUGGCCCACCAAUUCUUCCGACCGCACUAUGCCUCGACCCACCAACUGCCCUGCCAAUGCCACCGCUGAUGACUGCUUCUACGGCCCCUUGCACCAGCUGGAUGUGAGGCUGCGGGAAAGGGACAGCAGGUGGCACUGCGAGCGCUCCUGGACAAUGGCGCUGGCAGAUGGCGCAGUCGAGUUCUUCUUCAUUGACACCAGCCCGAUGGUGCAGGAGUACCAUCAUGUGAUCUGGGCGGUGAACAGAGGAGGCAUACUUGAGCAGUCGCCUGACGCUCAGCUGAAGGAGUUGGAGAGCCGGCUGGAGAGGUCAAGCGCCAACUGGAAGAUUGUUGUCGGCCACCACCCGAUACGGUCUGACCUGCAUGAAUACCCAGAGGUGGGGGCUGCACUGAAGCCCCUGAUGGAUCGCUACGGUGUCCACGCAUAUUUGUGUGGGCACGAGCACAAUUUGCAGCAUUUGCACGUUGACGGAGAAUCGACACACUAUGUUGUCAGCGGAGGCGGCUCCCAGAGCAAUGCAUAUGGCUUUGUGGAUGAGGAGAGGCCUGAACUCAAACUCUUCUUCCCUGGGUCAGGCUUUGUGGAGUGCAUAUUGAGCCCACAGCACUUGCAGGUCCACUACUACUCCACCUCGCAAGAUGAGCCGUUGCACCUGAUUGGACCGAAUGGAGGCCAAGGGUCGCAGUCACUGACACCGCAGUACCACCGGUGGCACUGCGGCCGCGGCGGCGGCAUCGGCCGGAUCGAUCCGGAAUCCGCCGCUGCUGAUGUGGCGGCCGUCUAUUUCAAACGCGACCCCCCUACAUAG
Messenger RNA from Coccomyxa subellipsoidea C-169, 1495 nucleotides. Its product is annotated as Metallo-dependent phosphatase. Bases 140 to 1495 code for a protein of 451 amino acids. Lineage: Eukaryota; Viridiplantae; Chlorophyta; Trebouxiophyceae; Coccomyxaceae. The transcript has 10 exons. Gene Ontology annotation, molecular function: acid phosphatase activity; ferric iron binding; ferrous iron binding. The record is from RefSeq and is a predicted model, not a curated record.